This is a messenger RNA of Drosophila serrata, 1679 nucleotides long. RefSeq names its product glutathione-specific gamma-glutamylcyclotransferase 1. Gene Ontology annotation, cellular component: cytoplasm. Gene Ontology annotation, biological process: glutathione catabolic process. NCBI's taxonomy places the organism in Eukaryota, Metazoa, Arthropoda, Insecta, Diptera, Drosophilidae. The record is from RefSeq and is a predicted model, not a curated record. Gene Ontology annotation, molecular function: glutathione specific gamma-glutamylcyclotransferase activity.
GACGGAGACGGUCGCUCUGCUCCAACUGCCUGCGAUAGAAAGAGAGAAAGCGAACGUCGGCGCUUUUAGAUUUGUUAUUGUUUGUUACACUGCGAAAUGUUAUUAUUAUUGCUAUUGCCACGCAGCAUGGCGCAACGGCAAAGAAAGAGCUGAUAAAGGCUGAUAAAAACGGAAAAGAAAAAUAGGGUAAACAAGAAACGGAGUGUAGUGCAAAAGUUGAACGGAAAUUGAUAAGCUGUGAGAAAUAAUAAUAAACCAUCGGCGACGACGGCAACGGCUACUGUGAAAGCUGCACAGAAUCUCAACUGCACUUUCCUACCAAAUGUAACUCGAGAAGUGGAAGCCUGCAGCCACCAGAAUGCCCAGAUAGCAGUUCCAGGAUUACGAUCCCGAUCUCAUUCAUCGAAACAACACUUUGAGCACUCUACUCUCCUUCAGUGAAAUAACUCCAGAACUCAAAGUAAUCGAAGGCUUUAAAACAUGGCUCACUUCAGUGGACAACGGCAGCCGGCGGAGGUGCCAGCCCAUUUUAAAAAUCUCUUUACCAACGGGCAGCUGGGAGCAGCGGAGGACAACCACAAUGGGGACAACAACGAGCAGGAGAAUCAACAGAAUAAUGCCAAUAAUAACAAUGGAUCAUCGGAUCCCUCCUGCUGGGUCUUUGGCUACGGAUCCCUCUGCUGGCAUCCGGGAUUCACCUACACCAAGUGCAUCACUGGUUACAUCCGCGGCUACGUGCGUCGCUUCUGGCAGGGAAACGUCACCCAUCGCGGCAACGAGGAGAAGCCUGGACGUGUUGCAACGCUCGUUGAGGACAAAGAGGGCAUUACUUGGGGCUGCGCUUAUAGAAUAACAGGUAGCACGGCUCUGGAGUAUCUCAAGCAGCGUGAAUGUACGCUGGGUGGCUAUGCAACAAUUGACACCAAGUUCUUCCCCCGCGUUGCCUCCCAGGACACACCAUUCAGCGGAGAGGCAGUCGAAGUCCUUGUGUAUAUCGCCACUCCAGAAAACGUCCAUUGGUUGGGUGACGGUCCAGUUGAGGAGAUUGCCAAACAGAUAGUUAUCUGCCGCGGACCGAGUGGUCACAAUGCGGAGUACCUGCUUCGACUGGCCAUGUUCAUGCACGAGGAGAUACCCGGCGUGAGAGAUGAUCACCUGUUCCAGCUGGAGCGGCUGGUACUGGAAGAGCUGUACCGCUGCAACAUACCUCUGUCGUCUGUGAUGGGUCGCAAUCCAGAUAGGAUACGACGCGACUCCCACGAGGACAUCCGCCGCCCGCCCUCAUUCGAGUUCACAUCCCGCGUGCCUGAUACAAAGUUGCGGUGCCUGAACAUUUGAUUGCGGGUGUGCUGGCAUUGGACGAUGGCGGAAGAUAGUGUUCGCCGGAAAGUGAGAGCAGCAGCAAGUGCUAGUGAUAUGCAGGCCGCGUUUAUGGCUACAGCCAAUUCCAAAUUCUUGAUCGACAUUUUAGCUUGUUAGAAGAAACCAGAGUCUAUCGCCAAAUUCGACGUAUUCUUUAUAUUGUAAUUAAUCCUAGGCCUAAUCGUAAGCAGAAAAUCCUCGAGAAGUGAUCUGAUUUAGCCACUAAGCUAGACUUAAGCCAGUUCGUAAGCACAAAAAAACUUUUUACACGAAAAACUAUCAGGGAGAUAAAUAACAAACAAAAGUAAUUAACACAA